Molecule: messenger RNA, 6210 nt
Organism: Portunus trituberculatus (swimming crab)
Lineage: Eukaryota; Metazoa; Arthropoda; Malacostraca; Decapoda; Portunidae
Gene: Abl
Product: tyrosine-protein kinase Abl-like
Biological process (GO): protein phosphorylation
Molecular function (GO): protein binding; non-membrane spanning protein tyrosine kinase activity; ATP binding
Source: RefSeq, a predicted model, not a curated record
GCCAUCUAUUGGCGGGCGGCGCGGCAGUCUGUGGUGAGCCUGCAAGAUGGACGCGUCACGGCCCUCCCCUGCCUGAUGAAGAGACCUUUCACCCGGACAUUUUGGGGCCCGACGUGACGGAGAGGCGGGUCGCGGUGAUGCCGGGAUGUGAGACACUAACGAAGGGUGCCACCAUGCUAUCCCAGUGCUGCUGAGGGAGGGAGAGCAGGAGAGAGUGCGAGAGAGGCGGAAGAGAUGGGCGGGCAGCAGGGCAAGGAGCGACACCUCACCUCGGGCACCAUCACUCGCUCCUCCAAGGCCAAGUAUCGCUCAGGCCGCGACAUCAGAACCGCCGGGGCCAACAUAUUCACAGAGCACAAUGAGGCCCUACUGGCGGCGCGCCCCCUGCCGGACCUACCUGACGUGGUUAGCGGCGGAGGCAGUGGGUUAGAUCCUAUGGGCGGCCCUGGACCCCCGGAAUUGGCACAACAUAUUGGCGCCACCUUCACCACCCUUCAGCCCGCAGCCGCCGCCACGCCAGUCUCCACGCAGCAAGAGUCCGCCACAGCAGCCACAGCCGCCGCCGCCGCUGCUACCAAAUGGCACUCAAGGGAGAAUCUUUUGGCGCCGGAAGAGGAGGGCGACCCGCAGCUCUUUGUGGCACUGUACGAGUUCAGAGCUCAAGGAGAGAACCAGCUGUCCCUACGCAAAGGCGAACAAGUGCGAGUGCUGAGCUACAACAAGUCUGGGGAGUGGUGCGAGGCUCAUGCAGGGUCGGGAGAGGUUGGCUGGGUGCCCUCCAACUACAUCACCCCUGUCAACUCCCUGGAAAAGCACUCCUGGUACCAUGGCCCCAUAUCGCGGAACACAGCUGAGUACCUCCUCUCCUCGGGCAUCAAUGGGUCCUUCUUGGUGAGAGAGUCAGAGAGUUCGCCUGGCCAGCGUUCCAUCUCCCUGCGCUACAAUGGAAGGGUCUACCACUACCGUAUCAAUGAGGAUGAUGGAUCGAAGCUGUACGUGUCGUCUGAGUUCCGUUUCAACACUUUGGCCGAGCUGGUGCACCAUCACUCACAGCACGCCGAUGGUCUUAUCACACAGCUCCUCUACCCAGCGCCCAAGAGGAACAAGCCCACUGUAUUUGGCCUGACCCCUGACGUCGUGCCCUCCUCUCGCCCCACAGAGCCGGAUGAGUGGGAGAUAGAGCGCACAGAUAUUGCCAUGAAGCACAAGCUGGGAGGUGGACAGUAUGGCGAUGUGUACGAGGCUGUGUGGAAGAGGUACAACAUCUGUGUGGCCGUCAAGACUCUUAAGGAGGACACCAUGGCCCUAAAGGACUUCCUGGAGGAGGCGGCCAUCAUGAAGGCCAUGAAGCACCCCAACCUGGUGCAGCUGCUGGGCGUGUGCACCAGGGAGCCGCCCUUUUACAUAGUGACGGAGUUCAUGACGCGUGGCAACCUGCUGGACUACCUGCGGGUGUGUAGCCACGAGGAGGUGAACGAGGUGGUGCUGCUCUACAUGGCCACACAGGUCGCCUCAGCCAUGGAGUACCUGGAGGAGAGGAAUUUCAUACACAGGGACCUGGCAGCAAGGAACUGCCUGGUGGGGGAGAACCAUUUAGUGAAGGUGGCGGACUUUGGGCUGGCAAGGCUCAUGAGGGAUGACACCUACACUGCCCACGCCGGCGCCAAGUUCCCCAUCAAGUGGACAGCGCCGGAGGGUCUGGCCUAUAAUAAAUUCUCUACUAAGUCUGAUGUGUGGGCGUUUGGCAUCCUUCUAUGGGAGUUUGCCACCUAUGGAGUCUCACCGUACCCUGGAGUUGAUCUGACCAAUGUGUACCACCUGCUGGAGUCUGGCUAUCGAAUGGACUGUCCUCAGGGAUGUCCGGUAGUGUAUGAACUGAUGAAACAAUGCUGGCUGUGGAAUCCUGGUGACCGCCCAACCUUCUCACACAUCCACCAUGCUCUGGAGACAAUGUUCCAGGAGACUUCAAUCACUGAGGAGGUGGAGCAGCAGCUGGCGGCGGGAGGUGGCAGGAAGGUGAGGGGCACUCCGUCAGGGGCUCACCAGGCUUGGGGUGGAGAGGACCAGCUCCCCACCAGCCCCAGGACCUCCUCCUCCAGACAACGGACCAAGAACAAACACAACACAGUGGAGGAGGGCAGCAGUCCCAGCCUGUCCCGGGAUGUGCGUUCUGGCCCUGGCAUUCUGUCAGCACGCUCCACCGUCGUCCAACUGCGCCGAGCCACUAACAAGAAGGGCAAGCAGGCACCAGCACCGCCCAAGAGGACCAGUUCAUUCAGGGACAGCACCUGCACUGACCAAGAGCUUCCUGGAGGAGGUGCUGCUGAUGACCUUAAUGAAUUCAAUGGUAUAGACAAAAUCUUUGAAGGCAUCCAGAGGGACCUGGCUGACCUGGCCAGCAGCAACGACGCAGAGAGUGAGAGUGAGCUGAGAGAACGGACGCCCGACACAGAGGAUUCGGGGGCCCAGUCCUUGCCAGCCACUCAGGGCUUGCCAGCCACUCACUCCACCUUCAGAGUAGAGCCGCCCCACCUCCAGUCUUUCAGACAAAAGCCAUCAAUGGGCAUGCGGGACCCUAAGGGUGAGCGUGUGCGCCGCAGCCGCUUGGAGAAAUGUGAGAGCCAGAGUGGUGGGCUGGGCGGCAGUGGCAGACACCUGACAGUGGCUGCCCUGGAGGUGCACAAUGUGAAGCGCGCCAUCAACCGCUACGGCACACUGCCCAAGGGUGCCAGGAUAGGGGCCUACUUGGAGUCCCUGCGGCAGAGUGGCCUGUCCCAGGGAGUGCCACCCCCUGCCGAGGACCCCACCCCUCAAGACCAAAGCCAGGGAGGAGAUGGAGAGGAGGCCGGGGAGGGAGAGGGGGAUGAGAAGGGUGGUGUAUCCAUGAUCAGAAGCAACUCCACCCAGGGAGGCUUCCCACCCCAGUCUCCCAUCAUCACCCGCCUCAGCCCACGGCCUCAGAUGGCCCGUGGGGACCGCCGCACCAAGGAGCCCAGCCUGGCGGAUCUAGAGUUCCCGCCACCACCACCCGACCUGCCACCGCCACCCGAGGACUUCAUGGAAGAGUCAACAGUAGCAUCUCUGACUCCUGGCGGGGUGGAGCUGCCUCCUCCCCCAGGCUGCUCCCCAGAGGCCCGGCGACGACCAAUGCCCCGACCCGCCCCCUCACCCCGCACCCGGCGGCGGGCAGACAUGCCUGCUGCCAGCCCACAGCGUGCUGCUGUGCCUGUGGAGGAUGAGGGAGUGGAGUCCCCACGGGUGGAGCGACCCACACUCAGUGUGACGCGGUGGCGGCUGAGAGACGCAGAACCUGACCGGCCGCCCCUAAAGGCCAAGCCCAGCCUAGAGGCAGCGGUGGAUGGGGAGGCCACGGCCCCCACUGAUGCCAGUCCUGCUGCAAGGUUUGGGGUGAGCCUGAGGCACAGGGACCAAUCUUCUGACUCUUGUGACAGUGUGCGCUCCACAGAGAACUUAUCGCCCCGCCCUACCCCAUCAGGCCCGAAGGGGCGUCCCCGACCUGGUCCGCCACCUGCCAAGAGUCCUGGAUCAUCCUCGGCAGAUACAGAGGGCCAGCAGACGCCUUCCUCCCCGGCAGGUGAGGAAGGCACUCCUGGCGGGGGCAGCCCUCCAUCGGUGGAUGCAGCUUCCCUGGUGUCCCGGGAUGGGAGCGUGGAGGAAGAGGAGCCUCGGCCCCAACCCCCCGGCCCACUAGCCAAGGAGGGGCUGGAGCUCAAACUUGUGGCCGAGCUGAAGGAGGAGAGCCCCGCCCCAGUCAGCGAGGCACCCUCUGCUCCCAGCCAGAAGGACCCAGCCGUCCAGCUGGUCUCCGAGCUGUUUGAAAGUCUGCGGCAGAAGGGCAGCAGGAUAGCAGAGCCGGUGGUGCCACCACCGCUGCACCUGGACAACGGCGGGCCUGGCCCCGACGAGCCUGCCAACCAGCCAGAAGAUGCUGACCGGCCCGCCUUCAAGGCCAACCUGAAGAAGGUGAAGAGCCCCUUCGAGAAGAGUCCUGGUGAGCGAGAGCAGCGCAAGAUUUACUUCAAGCCAACCCUGCGCCGCACUGAGGUGACGGCCGCCACUGCCGCUAAGGAGGAUGGCGGUGCCCCCGAGGCCCCCGACCCCCACAGUGCCCUCAUGGACAUGCGGGCAGGCCUGAGGAAGACCAACCUUGUGAGGGAGACUGAGCCUUCCACCCAGGAGGAGAGUGCUGCAGCAGCAGCAGCGGCAGCUACCACUCAGAAGGAGCAGCAGCAGCAGCAGAAUGGCAUGGUGGUGGACACACGGACGGAGGACACGGGGGGCGAUGGGGAGAGUGGGAGGGAGGGGCGUGGUGACCCCAUGAGUGAGAGUGUGUCUAGUGUGUGUGGUGGUGGUAGUGGUGGUGGGGAGGGGCUGAAAGCAGUGCUGGGAGGGGACGGCUUGCGGGCAGGGCCGGCCGGGGAGGAGGAGGAGGCCAAGAGGUUUAGUUCCAGCAGCAUCAGCAGCCUCAAGAAGUUGUGGGAGAAGCAGGAGACGGCCGGUGACAAGCCGCCUCCCCGGCCCGACCCCAAUCAGACCAGUCCCAAGUAUGCCCCGGGCAUCUACAAGCGGCCAGACAUCUGCCGCGUCCCCAAGGACCCCAACCUGGAGGCCCCAGUGCCCGGCAAGACUCCAGAGGACGACGCCAAGGUGGGGCGGCUGGAGAAAAGGCCGUGGCCGCCGCUAGGGGGUGGAGGGGGUGAGUCGGAGCCCCGGCCAGCCGAUGGAAAGCCCUGUGUGCCUGUCAAGCCUGUCGGCAAGACCUUCAAGUUGCCGCCGCCACCCACCGGGGUGAAGCCACCACCCCCCAAGCCAGCAGGGAUCUACGCCACGCCAUCCAUCAUCCGGCCACCACCCGUGCCCGUCCUCUCCCUCAAGAAGGAGGGUGUGGAGGCCCGGCCACCCACCAAGGAGCCUUCCAGCCCAACCACCACCUCAGCUGCCUCCACCACCACCACCAACACCACUUCCACCGCUGCCACCACCGUCACAACCACCACAGCUGCUACUGCCAACACCACAAACUCUAACACCACCUCUGCUACAACCACCACCACCACCACCAACACCAACACCACUGCCACCUCUCCUCCGCCGACUGGUACCCCGUCGUCCUCGCCUCCCACAGAGAAGGCAGCGCUGCAGGAGCAGGGCCAGGCGGCGGAGGCAGCAGUGUGUGGCCUGCGGUGUCAGGGGUCACCAGCCACUGUGGCUGCCUGCAUCCAGGUGGCCCAGCGUGUGUCUGCCUUCCACCGGGCGUGCACUGGCAGCGUGGAUGCCCUGCCGCCCCAGAGUCGCUUCCAUGUGCGGGAGUUGCUGGGCCGCCUGGAGCUGCAGGCACGGCAGCUGCGCAGCGCCGGCGGGCGGGCCAUAGAGCACAAUGACAAGCUGUUCCUAGAGGUGGAGGCCGGCCUGAGGGACAUCAGUGCCGCUCUGCAGCGCUAGCAUGCUGGCGGGGUAGGCUGGGGCUGGGGCUGGGGCUGGGACAGGGGUGGGGCUCGGCUGCUGGUGCUCUGUUACUUAAGGAUGGAUGGGACUCCAGACCAGUGGUGGAGGUGAUUCUCAAAUAAUUUUUUUAAUGAAAAUGACCUGCAUUUAGGUGUGUGGGUGCAACCCGGGGCAGUGGGGUGGCGGGGCUCCGGGGCACUGCCACUGCCCUCUUUGGUGUACAUUUUUUUAGACUUUGGCAUUUUACAAGUUUAACCCCACGUAACCCGACUGCUCACAAGGACGCUGGAACCCAUCUCUCACCUCUUCCAGGAAGGUGUUUUGUACAUUAACUGGCGUGUGGAGGCGUGUGUGUACGUACAUUGCGUGUGUGUCGUGCAUCUUGUGUGUAAAUGUGCUAAUAAUGGUCACACAAUUCCGCUGCACAGGUGUGGCUCAAGCUCACUCCGGGACCUCUGUAUAUUUUGUAAACAGCCGGGAGCAGUGGCAGCUUUUUCUGCAUGUGAGGGUAAACUAACCACGACCUUGGGAGUGUGAGCCCGAGUGAGGGGGAGGCAGGAGGCGCAGGAGUGACGGCAAGGACAGGCAGGGGCGAGCACCUCGUUCCUCGCGGAUCCCUCCCGUUGAGUCGCUUGCAGGAGGUGGAGUGCGCUGCUGUUUUUUAUAUGAAUACUAGUCUUGUGAUGUAUUGCUGCUGUGAGUAUGUAUUUGGAGGCAGCACUGGUGUCAAUAGUCUUAUUUUUC